AUGAGAAUCAACGUCUUUACCAUCCUGUCCCUUCUCUUCGCCAGCAAUCUCGCCAUGGCUACAACCAGAUACACCGAGCCGAUCCCCGAGGGAAUCCCCGUCCUCGAGACCCGCCAACAACUCAACGACAUGGCAGACCAAUAUCCCACGGGGACUCUGGACGAUCGAAACGGGGGCUACUACCUGCUCGACCACGACGGCGCCGUCUUGGCCGUUACGUCUGAUGCGCUAUGCGAGGAACUGGACGCCUCGAUGGAACAAGCGAGGAGAUUUCAUGCCGGGAACUUGGACGACGAGGCCGAUGUUGUUCCUAGGGUGACUGCUAUGUUUGUUCGUCGAGCAAACAUUGGUGUUUUUGAUUAUGGACUGGUGCUGCCGCUUGGGGAGGUGGAUGUCUGA
Messenger RNA from Aspergillus fumigatus Af293, 399 nucleotides. RefSeq lists its product as uncharacterized. The coding region runs from base 1 to 399 and encodes 132 amino acids. The record is from RefSeq and is a predicted model, not a curated record. The transcript has 2 exons. NCBI's taxonomy places the organism in Eukaryota, Fungi, Ascomycota, Eurotiomycetes, Eurotiales, Aspergillaceae.